AUGGUGGAGGAAUCUAUGCCUCGGGGGGAGAUAGUCGGUAUCGUUAUCGGCGCUGUGGCCCUCUUUUCCUUGAUCAGUUUCCUUCCAAUGGCAAUCAUGUGGCAACAUCGACGACGAGCUGCUUCCAGGCAUGCCAGCGAAAGUCUACAUCUCACUUCAUCUAUGGAGCAAGUCUCCGUCGAAAGAUGGCUAGAGCAACAGAAUGUGCCCGGUGACACUGCUCUUUACUGCCAGGACAUGUGGUAG
This is a messenger RNA of Penicillium angulare, 246 nucleotides long. RefSeq lists its product as uncharacterized. The transcript is spliced from 2 exons. The record is from RefSeq and is a predicted model, not a curated record. Lineage: Eukaryota; Fungi; Ascomycota; Eurotiomycetes; Eurotiales; Aspergillaceae. The coding region runs from base 1 to 246 and encodes 81 amino acids.